CACGUGGAGGAAGUGUGUACUUGCGCAUGCGUGAAAACAAUGUAAACAGGAACUAAAAUGGCAGCUCACAGAGCGAGGCUCCAAGAAUUUGAGGACACCUUGACAUCCGAUUCCAUUGAUAGUAAACGACUUAGAAGACUUUGUUUCAACGGAUGUCCAUUUGAGAAUGGAUACAGAUCAGUGUGCUGGAAGUUGAUGCUCAACUACCUUCCGAAGAACAAGUCACAAUGGAAAGAAGUGCUAUCCAAACAACGAGAGCUGUACAACCAUUUUGUGGACGAGAUGAUAGUGAAGCCCGGGUCAGAGGCUUCGUCUGGUGCUCACGCUGAUGAUCAUCCAUUGAAUCCGAACCCUAACAGUAACUGGGGCACCUACUUCAAAGACAACGAUAUGCUUCUACAGAUAGACAAAGAUUGUCGACGACUUUGUCCAGACCUUUUUUUCUUCCAACGAGCGACAGAUUUUCCGUGUAAAGAGAUAAUCCACGCAGCCUCUGGUGUUGAGACCCUUAGAAAGCGUGUGGAGCAGUGCGUUCUCCAGUCAGAGACCAUACAAGUUGACAGACAGGGCAAGUCAAAUAUGAUAAUGAGUCGACGUAAGCGGAGCGAGGAGUACAUGACACUACCAGAUGGACAGGAAGCCCACUGGGAAGUGGUAGAGAGAAUACUGUUCAUAUAUGGUAAACUGAACCCCGGACAAGGUUAUGUACAGGGUAUGAAUGAAAUCAUUGGUCCUAUCUACUAUACAUUUGCCACAGAUCCUGACGUCACAUGUAAAGAAUAUGCAGAAGCUGACUCUUUUUUCUGCUUCACCAAUCUCAUGGCAGAGAUACGUGACAAUUUCUUAAAGACACUCGACUUCGACUCUCAGUGUGGAAUAGGUAGCAUGAUGUCUAGGCUUGUAGACAAGAUGAAGACGAGUGACGAACGUGUAUCCCAAAGAUUACAGGAACUCGACCUGAAGCCCCAGUAUUAUGCCUUCCGGUGGAUAACACUUCUGUUAUCACAAGAGUUCCCUCUCCCAGAUGUCCUACGGAUAUGGGACUCAUUAUUUGCAGAUGAAGAUCGGUUUGAUUUCCUCAUAUGUUUGUGCUGUGCAAUGCUCAUACUUGUAAGAGAUGAACUGAUAUCAGGCGACUUUCCUAACAGUAUGAAACUGGUCCAGAACUACCAGAAAACAAAGAUAGAUUUACAGACCAUUCUGUCCAAAGCUGUCGAGAUCAGAUAACACCUGGGCCGGUAUUCUGUUGUACUGGAGGAGGUCAGUGUUCCCAGGGAUGUACUAAUACUGUGCAUUGAACAACUGUGAUAAAUAGGGGUCAGGAUAUCACGGACGAGAAGUUGGACCGGAUUUGUGCCAUCGACCUUCACUAAUUGGGUAAAAAGUGUCAUGGUCAAAAUGGCUGUUUCUGGAUGUACCCUUAUAUGUACAUAAACUUAUUAAAUUAUCUGAUCACUACGAAUUGUCCUAUCAUGAUUCGUAGGACUGUUUGCUUGUGAUGGUAUAGAUAUAUGAUAUCAUGACGAAGGGGUCCUUUGAUAUUUGCGUAUGACUAUUGGUGAAUCGCCGCUGAGCUAUAUCAGUUUUACUCACAUUUGGAUAUUUUACUGUGAUCAUUGUGCCAAUGUGUUGUUUGUCUCUAGCACUAGUCCCAUUGUCUCUUAAAAUAAUUCAGUUCAGACUUUGUGCUCCUCAGUUUUUAACCAUGAUACCUUGGUAUCUGUUUUUUAUGACAAAUUAUGUUUUAUUACGUUUUUACUUUGUAACUUCUUAAUUAACAGUUAACAUAGGGGCAAUGUUACCUCAUCAUUAUUAACAUUUACACAGGAACAAAUGAAAAAUGACUUAUUAUAACAAAUGAAUUAAGGAAAGCCUGGCUUAUAAUGUGUACUUGCCAAUUAUUGAGCCUUUACAACCAGUGAUUUUGCUGAACUAUUGAUAUAUCCUAAGAUCUGAUGAUUUCAUCUGAAAGAACAGCUCAAAAUAUGCCAUUUAAUAGUGACGUUACCCUAUGGAGUGGAUUCACACCUUUUAUGUUUUAGUUCUGAGCAUGUGUAAUCUCCUGCAUGAAAAUUUAAAAAGGUCAAGUAUGAUAAUUAUAGAUACAGAAGCCAUGACUUAUAAUCGAUACAGAUAAAGAAAACAUGACUUAUAAUGGAAACAGAUAAAGAAAGCAUGACUUAUAAUGGAAACAGAUAAAGAAAGCAUGACUUAUAAUGGAUACAGAUAAAGAAAGCAUGACUUAUAAUGGAUACAGAUAAAGAAAGCAUGACUUAUAAUGGAUACAGAUAAAGAAAGCAUGACUUAUAAUGGAUACAGAUAAAGAAAGCAUGACUUAUAAUGGAAACAGAUAAAGAAAGCAUGACUUAUAAUCGAUACAGAUAAAGAAAACAUGACUUAUAAUGGAAACAGAUAAAGAAAGCAUGACUUAUAAUGGAAACAGAUAAAGAAAGCAUGACUUAUAAUGGAUACAGAUAAAGAAAGCAUGACUUAUAAUGGAUACAGAUAAAGAAAGCAUGACUUAUAAUGGA
Mizuhopecten yessoensis (Yesso scallop) is the source of this 2531-nucleotide messenger RNA. Its product is annotated as TBC1 domain family member 13-like. The coding region runs from base 58 to 1227 and encodes 389 amino acids. Gene Ontology annotation, molecular function: GTPase activator activity. NCBI's taxonomy places the organism in Eukaryota, Metazoa, Mollusca, Bivalvia, Pectinida, Pectinidae. Gene Ontology annotation, biological process: activation of GTPase activity; intracellular protein transport. The record is from RefSeq and is a predicted model, not a curated record. The transcript is spliced from 15 exons.